ACAGUCACCUGGCCCCCGCAGGUGGGUGGGGUGCGGUGUGUACAGACGGGAAGGUGAACGGCCUCAGUGUAUGCUCAGUUAACACACCAGCGUGUCCAAGCGAAUGUUUUCACGCGUCACGUGGUAAACACGACAAUUUCUCGUUAAAAAGCUCUUAACCUGAAACGUUGCGUGAAACUACAGAGAGGAAGGAGAUAAAAGAAGGUUUAUUUUGCCAUUUGGAAACACAAUGCAGGUAUCCUCAGACGUAGAUACCUCGCGCAUUCUCGAGAAGGGACCCGAGUUCUUGCGCAAACAACUCGAUCUGGAGAGCGAGGGCAAGGCAGGUAUGACGGCCGCGGAGAGACUGGCAGCCAGCAAGCCCCGCUACGUCAAGAGCCAACAGGUGGUCAACUCCACGCAGGAGUCAGUGAUCUCCCUCAACGCGAGUUCUUUAAGUAGCAACGAUUCAUCAAACAGGAGUUCGAGCAGGAGUGGGGAUGUAAAUGCAAGGAAUGCAACCACCGGACAAAUCGUCUCAAUUCAGCCCUCGCCACCUGAGGAACCUAUUGCUGUGCGACGCAGCAGCUCAAAAAAACGUCCCGAUUCACUGUUACUGUACAGACAGAAAUGUGAACUGAUCCGGCGACCACCUGGGGACAGACACAAGCGAAUGCAGGCCCGUAAAAUGCUACUGAACUCCAUUAAGGACAACACGGAGACAGUGCCCGAGACCCAGGGGAAUGAACAAGAGCUAAAGGCGACAGAAGCCGAUGCGGGGAAGGGUGACUCAAAACAUUCAAAUCCUGCUCCCCCUGUUAGACAAUCUGGACAAAUCCGGCCUGUUCGAGUUGUGGACAUAUGCGCGCAGCAGGACACAGUUACCGGAGAUGGUCAGGAGCGGCCUCAGCAUAAGAGAGUGGCUGAGAUUGAGCGCAGGGCGCGCAAAGGAGUGGAACGCUCCCACUCUGACAUCAGCUCUCGGUACUCGAAAAACUUCGCUGAUUUCGACGCGUUCUUCACCUUCUGUGGACUCGAAGGCGACGUCGUCUCAUCCCUUGGGAAAGAGAACUUCUCUGCGCUUACUGACGAACUGGCGAACAAAAUUCGAAGCGUCAGCGUCAGCACUUCGGAUGACCGGUUCUCCCGGAGCAGCGGCGACAGCACCGGGCUGCAGGAAGAAGAGCUUUUGGAGAAUGUCCGCCAGGCCACGUCUGUCGUCGAACGCAACGCACGGAUAAUUAAGUGGCUAUACAGUUGCAGAAAUGCCUCGGAGUCUGGCAAAACUCUACGAGAUCUUGCUUGAGAAGGUUUUUAUUGCUCUUUCUCAGAUGUGCAUUUCAGAGGCCACUACUGCAUCUGACGCCAGAUAUGUACUAGACUAUAUUCUCCACAAUGGACAUUAUGUUGCAUAAACAAGGCCUAAAUGCUGUGUUCAGUAUUUGAUGUAAAGGCAUUUAUAUUUAAAAAAUAUAUAAAUAUAACCACUGGAUCUGGGAUUUAUAUUUGAACAGUAUAUCCCAAACAGUUACAUUACAAAAACAUAUUGAUGAUGAUGAUGAUAACAGAUGUUGACCAGAUAAUAGUAACAGAUGCGUGUUUGCACCUGUUUUCUCAGUGUUUUUGCUGCUCUGUUUGGUCAGGGCCUGUGGUAGUGAAACACCAGGGGCUUGCAUCCUGCCGGGAUUUAACAGUGUUUUGACGGGAGAUGCUUUACUGACACACACACACCCAUGUUCAGAAUUAAGGCAUUUCAGAAAAGGCCGCCUUUGGCAGCUAAAUUCUGGAAUCUCACAUGAUGGAAUGUAUCAUAUGGAGGACAAUCAACAUUCCUAGCCUGGAGUGUCAUAAAACUGCUGUCAGAUGUUUCAUGUUUGUUCUGUUACUGUGACCCAUAGGUAGCAUGCCUAAUAAGUGACUGUGUGUGCGCCUGUGCACUUUUGCUUAUCAAUAUUUUGUACUCCUUGUCAGAUGUGUCAACCCAAGUUAUCACUGCACAUUACUUACCUGUUGUACUAUUGUGAAAGGACUGUAUCUCUGAAGCAAAUGAUCUUAAGCCAUAAAGUAACCAUAGUCAGCCUGUUCACAACAUUACCACAUGAUCUGUUUGUAUUUAUUUGUGAUGAAAAUUGUUAUUUGUUCAUGAUGCCUGCCUAAGUAGUAUUCCAAGUAAUUCAGCAGCUCAUGACGAGAAGCUACGUUAACUUUCUGAAUAAGAUGAAGAGACAGAGGCUAUGUUUGAGCCAACUCACAGCCAAAGGUAGGCUGGGAGGAGCGAAGGGACUCGGAUCUCAUUCGGACUGUUAAGGAGAAGGCAUUUGCCUGGAAGCGGUUGCCAGAUCGUGUUCUAUGCUUUCUCAGAAUGAGGUGGGUGUUGUGGGCUGGGCCUUUAAGGGGUGUGUUGCCUUUGUGGUUGCCUGUGGAGUAGAUGACAUCACCAAGGUCAGUCACACCUUGUGGAUAUUCCUGCUGGGUUUGAGAUGCGUACUUUAAUCCCAUUGGAUCUCAUUGGAUAAAGAACUAAUGAUGGACUGUGGACAAUGGAUCCUAAAUACCUUCAUUUUCAAUCCUGAAUGUGGAAUCCAGGGUUAGAAAAGAGUACUUGUAUCUCCUGACCUGAGAGUCAUUAAACUGCUUCCAUUACUCUUUAAGGGUCCAUAAAAUCAAGCUCAAGCAGUGUUUUUAUUUACAAACAAGAAUAGGAUGCUUUGUUCAUUAUUUUGCCUUGGUUGAGUUCUUGUUGCUGAUUUGUGUGUGAGCGUGUGUUAGGGGCUUCUGUUACUGUUGUGUGAAGAAGAGAAUAGGCAGGAGAGGACAUCGCACUGACGCAGGAUAACGAGAGGAAAUGGACACAGCCAGCGUCAAAGCCAUUGCAAAUCUCCGAUUGGAUGGAGGGGUGUUGUCAAAGCUAAACUUUACUUUAAAUCUAAGUUGACACCCACUGUCCAUUUGUUUUGCAGUCAUUCAGUAGUCUAUAUCUACAGAAACAGCUCUAACACUAGUAACACACUCAGAAUCACAUGUCUGUCUGUGGAAUACCAAAGUCAGGGAGAGUUUGGACCUGCGGAACAGCUCAGGAAUGAUUUCUGAGACAAAAACCCCAACACUCCAACCCCAGGCUCACAAUCAGUCUUUUGUGUCAGUGUACUCAGACAUAUGCCGACAUGCAGACACACACACAUGCACACACACACACACACACACACACACACACACACUCACAUGUACAUGCUCCUUUGUGGCUGACAGUAGCAGGAUAUCUGGGCGAGUCUCAUCCUGUCCCUCACUGUUCCUGCAGGCGAUUCCUGCAUAUGUGUGUCAGAACAAUUCGGCAGAAAGAAAACAACACCUUGUCCUAUUGGAGACAAACGUGCCUAGGCAAAUCCCCGUAAAUCUCUCUGCCCAACUAAAGUGACUCUGAUUGACAUUAGGGUAGAGGAAGCAUUUGAAUAUCUGUGAGCACUUGUAGGUACUUUGAUAUUCCCUCUACAUGUACAUUGCUCUGAUGUUGCUUGACCACUAGAUGGCGAUGUCUUACUUGUGCAAAGAGGGUUUCUGUCAGUCAGGGAAGAGCUUAGCAGUACUCUCAGAAUCCCCAUCUUGAAAUGUUUUUCAUUGCUGUCUUUCACUUGGCCAUGAUGAAUUAGAGACAGAGCCAACGAGUCUCUUUGAAGCCACUGAAACAUCAAAACAAUUCAGUUAUACCUCAAAGGGGCUCUUUUGCUGUGGAAACAUAUCUGAGUUUGAUCAGAGUCACUGACAGGGAGAAGGUCUGACAUUCUACUGAAUCAACUAUGUCAUUAAGUUGUCAUAAUAUGCAAGUUCACAAUGAAGGCAGUUUCACUGGGAGGCUUAAAGAGACAUACCACAGGACGUGCAGUGCUGGGUGGAACUCCCUGAAAGACUGGAAGACUCCCUGAUGGAAAACUUUUCCACAGCCAUGACCUGACCUCUGUCACGCUGCAAGCUCUGAAACAUACAGAUGACAAGUGCAGGCAGGCAGGCGUGCGUGCGUUUGGGAUGUGGUAACGUGACCCGCUGAGACGAUAAUCGCCGCAGAUCAGCAGCCAGAGAGCUCCUUCACUCUCGUCUUCCACGGAGGGAGAAAAGAGGUCAUGCCCUGUCAUUUCUCCAGGACUGCUCUGCACAUGUGCACACAGAGCACAUGCAUUCAUACCAUUUCUACUGUAUCCAUAGAACAUGAUACAGUGACACGUCAUUGUAUAUUUUAGUGAUAUGAAGAGUUCUUGAGUGUAGUGUGUGUUCAUGUAAAUGUGUUAAACACACAGUGUAAACAACACUAAGAUUUCCAUGCUGUUGCUGUGUGUCAUGGAUCAAGUUGACCAUGUUUAAAUGAGAUGAAUUCCAGGGUCCAGUAAUUGUAUUACUUUGCUAUGUCUAUGGGCAAAUAUGUUACAGUAUCAUAUAUUAAAUGUAGCUUAAAUAACUGUA
Messenger RNA from Clupea harengus (Atlantic herring), 4431 nucleotides. RefSeq names its product family with sequence similarity 110 member C (gene fam110c). Lineage: Eukaryota; Metazoa; Chordata; Actinopteri; Clupeiformes; Clupeidae. The record is from RefSeq and is a predicted model, not a curated record.